This is a messenger RNA of Colossoma macropomum (tambaqui), 1347 nucleotides long. It is a transcript of the gene chtopb, whose product is annotated as chromatin target of PRMT1b. NCBI's taxonomy places the organism in Eukaryota, Metazoa, Chordata, Actinopteri, Characiformes, Serrasalmidae. The coding region runs from base 589 to 1347 and encodes 252 amino acids. The record is from RefSeq and is a predicted model, not a curated record. The transcript has 5 exons.
UUAGAACAAGAAGCUGGAGAGUGGGAUGCCAAUUUGAGCUCCGUGCAGCGUUAGUUCUCGCUAGCUGGUAUUAUCGAUGUGAAAAUGGCGGCCACCGCUGUAGAGUGGUGUUUCGCAUUCAAAUCACGUUUAAACGGUAUCUGGUUUUUUGCUUAACGCAGCCGAAUUGAUAAAGCAAAAUAAGUAACGCCAACCCUUUGAGUAAUAAAAGUAUUAUUUUUACUUUCAUCAGCCCAGAUUUAACUAACUAGCUAGCUAACGUUAGCUAGCCGUUAGCUAACGUUACAAAAUGUGUUCCGUGUUUAACGAUUGUAGUGGCCUUAAGGUUUUCAGAUUUUUUAUUUUUUUGUCUUUUUCAGUGACCUUAGUGGGAUAAAACUGUUAUGUAGUAUUAACGUUAGACUGUUUUCUUUCUUUUUGCUUUGUUCGUGUUGUUACAGGCGCUGUCCGCGUUAACCGCCGUGAUGCGUAACGUACAGUAAAGCUAACGUUACGUUAGUUGCAGAACAAAUAGAACGCUAACGUACCGAUUUACGUUAAUUUGUUCACUUGCUAACCUGGCUUUAUAGCAGCUGUUGAUACACUGCGAUGUCAUCUGGAUGGGAACUUCAGGUCCUCACAUUUAUAACUAAUAUAACCUGCUGUAUAUGUUCCGUUUGUUUCUGUCCGUUACAGUGUCGGGUGUUGAAAAUGAAUUCUCCAUCCUCACAGCUCUAUCUGAAAAGCACAUCUUCGAUGUCUUUACAUGACCGCUUCACCAGCUUGCUGAAGAAUAACCAGCCAGAGCUGAGUGACAUCGGAGCCAACAUGCAGCAACAGACAGCUUCACUGAAGAACCAACGGCUGGCUCAGCAGAUGGCCAACUGGCCUUCAGUAUUGGCUGCCCUGCAGAAAAUACCGAGUAUGAAGCAGCGUCUUGGUAAGCGGAGCAUUAAGGCAAGGCUAAAUAGACCCUUGAUGAGGGGAGGGUUGUGGGGGAUGGCGAGGCACUGGGGCAGGCCAAAAGGAAGAGGAGCAUUGUUCAGGGGAACAUUAUCAAUGAGAUGCAUGAAAGGAUUGCAAGGCGUAGUCUCUGGUUUAGUGACACAUGAAGGCCUGACUCACCAGCAGCGUGGAGCUCAUAUAAGCAGACCAGGAGUGAUGCAGAACAGAGGUGUAAGAGGAUGUCUGAGAGGCAAUGGGCGUGGGGCGUUUGUAGGUCGUGGCUGGGGUGGAGGAAGAUACAGAGCAGAGAAUCGCCCUGUCCCCACUCGAGAGCAGCUGGAUGAGCAGUUGGAUGACUACAUGUCUAUGACCAAGAGUCACCUGGAUGCACAGCUGGAUGCAUACAUGGCUGAAGUUGACUGA